Messenger RNA from Selaginella moellendorffii, 2379 nucleotides. Its product is annotated as serine-rich adhesin for platelets. Bases 651 to 2249 code for a protein of 532 amino acids. The transcript has 5 exons. The record is from RefSeq and is a predicted model, not a curated record. NCBI's taxonomy places the organism in Eukaryota, Viridiplantae, Streptophyta, Lycopodiopsida, Selaginellales, Selaginellaceae.
CUCUUGAGCUCUUCAUUGCAUUGAUUCUUCGAUCGAAUCCUCAAGAACACUGGAGUGACUAGUUUGAUCUCUCGAAGGCCGCUGGAAAAACUUAAAGAGUGAAUCUCGAGUGAUGGGUUGUCUAGAAAUCCAGGUUUUGUAGAUACCCUCCACAUUUUUCCGCUGUUUUUUAUACUCUCUUUUUUUCUCUUUUCCAGAGUGUGCAUUGUCCUCUUGCUCCAGAGCUCAGUGAGUGAGUGACUGUGUGAGUGGCUUGCCUUUUUCUUGUUCUUGAGUCGGCCCUGUUUUCUCGCUGGUUUAGUCCACUCCACCACUCCAGAGUUACUCCUUCCGGUGAUUUGGGGAAUUUCUUCUGGCCACCACAAUCUUGUGUUCUUGGAGCGAUGGUGGAAUUGGAAGCUUGGAGGAGCUUGGCCGGAGCUUUCUCUGGAUUCCGUGAGAGAUAAGGUACCUACAUUGGGUUUUUUGGUCGAGUUUCUCCCCCGGAUCAAAGACGAUCACGCGGACAUGGAGGGACUUUUCUCGUUUCCAGAUCUGUGUGGGAGCUCCAUUGAUUCGCCUUUGAAUCUUUCCACGCGGCUCGUUAAGUUGACUGUGCCAUCCACAGGUCUUGGGCUUCAUUGCAUAUAGUACUGUUCUACUGGAUAGCCAUGGGAUCAGAAGAACAGGAGGGAAUUCCCAUGAAAGAAAAUGGUCACGCUCAAGUUUCGCAAGAACACCAAGUAGUUCCAGUGUCCACUCCGGAAGAAAUUGUCGAGCAAAGCAUCCAAGUCCAAGCGGUAGAAAACCAAACAGCGCCAUCCUCUUCGUCUUCAUCCUCAUCGAUCUCCUCUUCGGUUCCAGCUGAAAGUUUCAGGAAGGUUUCCACCGAAGAGUCUACUGCUAUUAUUGAAUCUCUUAGAGCCAGGCUCUUGUCCGAGAGAAACUCUUCCAGAGCUGCGAAGCAACACGUCCAACAACUUACGAAAAAGGUGAAAGAGUUGGAACGAAGCCUGGAAGCCGAGAUCCAUCACCGAAAGAGAUGUGAGGACGUGAUCCAAGAGCUACUGCUCAAGCUGGACGAGGCCGGAGUGAAGCUGGCCCCGGAAAACUCCAACGCAGCCAGCGACGAUCCACAACUAGACGAUGACGACGAGGAGCAAGCAACCGCAUCCAAGAAAUCCAAGCCAAACUGGAUCGGCGUCGCCAAGCGACACUACUCGGACAUGGAAGGUGACACGAUCGAGCAAAGCAGCCCCUCGGAAUCGCCAGUCUCGGACUCUUCGCUCGUCCCAAGACGAGUGGGAAGAUCAUGUCGAACUCUCCGAAGGAAGGAAGCAUGGGAACUUGGAGUUGACGAACAAGUGAAAAACUCCUGGACGAAAGUUGGAGCCGACGUUGUCGAGCUUGCGAAGAUCCGGGAGGUGGCGGGGAGCGAGAGUGGAUGGCUGGCCCGUGUGAUGGAUCUGUUUGAGAGCAAAUCUUGGAGUGGAGAACAGCUCGAGAUCGACAAAGUUGAUCAGCAGCAGCAAGAGAUUUCCACUGCGUCUUCGGAAAGCGAUGGCAGCAGUAGCAGUAGCAGCAGCAGCAGCAGCGGCAGCGGCAGCAGCGUUGUUGGUAUGGAGGCCAGCGCCACGAACGUCAAGAACAGCGGGAUUUCUGGCGAGAACUUUAAUGCUCCUCACGAUCACGACCCGGGUGACGGUGGACUCCAGGCUGUUACCACCAACAACGCGGGAUCGAGCGGAGAAAUCAUUCAAACUUUUCCCGGAGUUCACGAAGAACAAGCUUGCAUGGGAGGAGAAGAAGCAGCGGUUUCUUGUAGCCAACAGGAGCCACCGGUUUCCACCGAAGAAACGCUCAAGGUUUCGGAGAGUUUAGAAUCUGGGGUGAGAUCACAGGGAAACGAGGCUAGAAAUCUUCAGACAGGAGAGCAGAGCUCUACGCAAUCUUCGUCUUCAAAUGGUUUCGGCGCUCCUAGUAACACCAGCGUGGAAGACAUUCUAAGAGCUUUAAGGAUUGCCAAGAACCAAGUUUUAGCGGUAGCAGGGAAGCAUGGAGGCGUUGUUCAAAGUGGUGGUGGCGCAGAGUUUCCGAGGAGCAUUGCUUCUUACAAUGUGGAGUGGCAGCCGAGAGGUGAGAAUGGGGGCAAUGGGUUUGUGGUAACCAGACCUCUAGCUCGGUUUGUUCAUGCUGCUGCUCCCCAGGUCUACCAUCAGCAGCACCACCACAUGAAUUUCGAAGCUCAUAAUGUCUUGUCAAAUAGGUGAGGCUCGCCACCAGGAACGUGUUUUAGAAGUAGAACUCAUCUCAAUGGAUAAUUGAAAGAUUGUACUUGGGUUUAAAGUUUAGGGUUUAAGAAUAUAGUUUAACUAAGAGUGUAUUUUGGCUCUUCAACAA